AUGGUCAGCCGGUCCGGGGUCACAGGGAGGCAGGAGCAGGAAGGAGAAGCGAUGUCAGUACAGUCCGAAGUCGAGGGCAGGAGCGAGAUGGAGAAGCGAUGUAAAUACAGUCCAAAGUCGAUGGCAGGAGUGAGACGGAGAAGCGAUGUAAAUCAGGCCAAGGUCGAGAGCGGGAUCCACACGGAAGAAGCAAGGAACUUCAGGAGCAGCAGCAGUGGCAGCAGCGGUGGACCUUGGAAGGUCUCUGAAAGAACCUGCAAUUUGAGGUGCCACUUCUUGCAGUCCUUCAUGGCAGAAGCCCCCCCCCCCGCCAACCUCAGCAGCACAGCCUUUGCCCUGGCCGGCUUCCCUGGGCUGGAGGUGGCCCACCGCUGGAUUGCCAUCCCCAUCUUUUCUGCCUACCUGGUAGCCAUGUUGGGCAACGGCACCAUCCUCUACGUCAUAUGGACAGAACCGGGGCUGCACCAGCCCAUGUACUUGGCCUCCACCGACCGGGGCCUCUGCCUCGCCACGGGGCCCACCGUGCUGGGAGUCCUCUGGUUCCAGCUGAGCAAGAUCAGCAAACACGCUUGCACAGCUCAGCUCCUCGUCAUCCAUGCCUCCUCCUUCAUGGAGUCGGCCGUGCUCUUCGCCAUGGCCGUGGACCGCUUCCUGGCCAUCUGCUCCCCUCUCAGGUACACGGCGCUGCUGACCCCCGCCAGAGUGGCCUGGAUUGGAGUGGCCCUCCUGCUCUGGAGCACUCUGCAAUUACUUCCUCCUGUGCCUUUCCUCUUGAAGCUCCCCGUCUGUCCAGCUGCUACUCUUUCCCACUCAUACUGUCUGCAUCAGGACCUGAUCCGCCUGGCGUGCGCUGACACAUGGGCCAGCAGCUUCUACUCCCUCACCACCAUCCUGCGCACCAUGGGCUCCGAUCUGCUCUUCAUCCUCGUCCCAUACAGCCUGAUCCUGAGGGCUGUCCUGGCCACGGCCUCUGGCCAUGUUGGCUGCCACAAGGCCCUGAGCAGCUGCGCCUCCCACGUCUGUGCCGUCCUGGUCUUCUACGUGAAGUCCGUUUUCCUGGGGUGCUUGGAGAUUAGCAUUCGUGAUCCUGAUGAUCCCUUGCGGAGGGUGGCCUCCCAGUAA
Molecule: messenger RNA, 1122 nt
Organism: Elgaria multicarinata webbii
Lineage: Eukaryota; Metazoa; Chordata; Lepidosauria; Squamata; Anguidae
Product: olfactory receptor 51G2-like
Biological process (GO): G protein-coupled receptor signaling pathway
Cellular component (GO): plasma membrane
Molecular function (GO): olfactory receptor activity; G protein-coupled receptor activity
Source: RefSeq, a predicted model, not a curated record